AUGUCCUUUUACAACAGCUAAUUUGGUAUGUCACCUAAAUCAGCUGUAUCGAGAGCUUUAAUGGUCAAGAAGGACAAUGGUAGUUACAAUAUCCCUGAUGAAAAAUAGUUUCAGAAGCUUACUCAUUUGAUUGACACAUUUUACAAUUAUUAGGAUGCUUAAGAAAUCCUAAAUUAAAAUCUUCCUUAAAAACCAUCAACAUGUCUACCUCUAGGUCAAGGAUAAAAUAAUCGAGGUCUAGAACUAAUUAGAAAAACUUAGGUACUAACUGCUGAAAAUUCUCCAAACCCAGGAACUCGAAAGAGUUAAGCACAUAAAUUAACUGGAGAAGAUGCAGUGAAAGAGUAUGAGAAUUUUAAUAAUCAUAAAUCAAAUAUGAAUAAAGACUUAGAUAUAGAUCCCGGCUCAUAAGGAAAUUAUCUUACUAGCAAGUAAAAAGAUAAAUAAUAAAUGAAAAUGCUUAACAAAUAUUUAAACUUCUCUCUAAUGAAACUGAAUGAUGAAUUUGUGCAAAGGAAGUUCAAAACCUAUUUAAAGGCCUAGAGUGAGUAAUAGGGGUCAAGAGACUCAGUUUACGAUAGACUUUAAAAGAACGCUAAUGAAAAUGUUUAAAAAAAGUUAUUGCAGCUCUCUUAAGUUAUUAAUGAACCUAGCAACAGAUCCAGUGCGCUAGCAUUUAAUCAUGCUGAGUAACUCAAGCAAAAAUUGAAAUUUAAAAUUCAAACAAAUCUCAAUACUAAUGAAAAUCAACUUAAUGUCCCAAGAGCCUCAAGAAUAAGCUAAAUCUUAUUAAAAUCAUCUGGUCGGCUAAAUACAAGUCAUUUUAAUGAUGAUCCAAAAUAUCAAGAGUUAGUUAAACUCUCUGAGACUUCAAGCGAUGAAGAAAGUUAAUAACUAAAUUAAAACGAAGGAUUCGAUCCACUUCAUAAUAAAUCAUCAUUGACAUUUUCUAACCAUUAGUAUCGAUCAUUUAUGAGUAACAUGGAGAAAUUGAGCUCACAAAAAAAGUCCCCCAAUUUAAGAAAUUCAAUUUUAAUUUCUAAUAGAUUAAAUGAAACGUCUGGUGAUGAAAAAUCUAUUAAAUCAAAUAGUGGACGCAAGUGCUCAUUCAGAAGGUCUUAAAUUGUUUAAAAUACUCAAAUUUUUAUCAAUUAGCCAACUGGAAAAUUUAAAGAAUAUGAAGAGAAGUCUCCAAAUAAUUCAAAAAAUAGCAGAAGAAGUGGAUUUGGAUAAAGAAAACAUGUCAGAAUAUAUGACCCGUAGAUGGAAAUUGAUAAAAGAUUAGAUGUAAUUGAGCGUUAAGUCAUUACAUCUUAACAUGCGAAAAGAUCUUAGCAAUUUUUUUCCUAACAAAAUAGUCCUUCUAAUAGAGUUAACAUUAACUUUAAAAAUCAAGAUAAUCAUUAUUUUUGA
This is a messenger RNA of Stylonychia lemnae, 1413 nucleotides long. The record is from the annotation of a GenBank genome assembly. NCBI's taxonomy places the organism in Eukaryota, Ciliophora, Spirotrichea, Sporadotrichida, Oxytrichidae.